AUGAGUAGGGUUGCUUUUCCGGCGCCGAGGGAGAUGACGCGUGGGGAUGUUGAGGGUGUGAUUAGGCAGUUUGUGGAUGCGGCGAGGUUGAUGGCUGAUGCUGGGUUUUCGGGGGUGGAAUUGCAUGGUGCGCAUGGGUAUUUGAUUGAUCAAUUCCUGAACCCGAAGACAAACCUCCGGACAGAUGAAUACGGAGGCUCCGUUGAAAAGAGAACCAAAUUCGUUCUGGACAUCAUAACCGAAACCCGAAAGGUCGUCCCUGCAAACUUCGCCAUCGGCAUCAAACUUAACUCUGCAGACCACAGCUCGUCCAACUUCGAAGACACAAUGACCCAGAUCAAACUGCUUACAGAAGCCAAAAUCGACUUUCUCGAAGUCAGCGGUGGAAGUUACUCAGACCCAAAGAUGAUGGGCUACACCACCACCCAAGAAAACCCCCAAACAACCCGCACCGCCGCCCGCGAAGCCUUCUUCCUCUCCUUCGCAACCGAAACCCGCACCCGCUUCCCAAACCUCAUCCUAAUGCUAACCGGCGGUUUCCGCACGCGUGCCGGAGCCGAGGACGCCAUUAAACAAAACGCCUGUGAUAUAAUCGGUAUCGGGCGCCCUGCUGCUGUGAAUCCGAAAUUCCCGCAGUUGUUGCUGGAUGAAAGUCUUUCGGAUGAGGAGGCGGGAUUGCCGUUGAAGAAGGUGGGAUUGCCGUGGUAUGUGAGGAUACUUCCGAUAAAGGCCAUUGGGGCGGGGGCUGAGAGUGUGUAUUAUGGUGGUCAGAUUAAGCGAAUGGGUAAAGGACUUGCUACGUCUGCUCCUGCUUAG
Aspergillus chevalieri is the source of this 816-nucleotide messenger RNA. RefSeq lists its product as uncharacterized. Gene Ontology annotation, molecular function: FMN binding; oxidoreductase activity. NCBI's taxonomy places the organism in Eukaryota, Fungi, Ascomycota, Eurotiomycetes, Eurotiales, Aspergillaceae. The record is from RefSeq and is a predicted model, not a curated record. The coding region runs from base 1 to 816 and encodes 271 amino acids. The transcript has 5 exons.